Messenger RNA from Microdochium trichocladiopsis, 1464 nucleotides. RefSeq lists its product as uncharacterized. Lineage: Eukaryota; Fungi; Ascomycota; Sordariomycetes; Xylariales; Microdochiaceae. The coding region runs from base 100 to 1023 and encodes 307 amino acids. The transcript is spliced from 2 exons. The record is from RefSeq and is a predicted model, not a curated record.
CCCCGACUCUGGCCACCUGCCAAAUAUCCUGCGCUUAUUCCCCCGCCUCGACCAAUUCGACACGCGACACGCGACAAUUGCUUACCCUACAGUGCGACCAUGUCUUCCUCUUGCGCCGGCCAUUCAACAUGGCAAUCGCCAAACACGACUACCCAGGCCGCCACCGGGGAGACACUGAACCUCACGCAUGUAUUCAAUCGUUUCCCGACCCUGACAGCACUGGGGUUUCAAUUUAUCCUUGUGCAGAAAAGAGACGACGCGGAAGAUGUCCAGGUCCCUAUUCUCAACUCCACCAUUCCUUGGGAUCCCUCUACGCCCUUUGGACUGCCUUCUACUCAAAACUUGACGUCACCUGUCUGGGCGCCGAUCGACAAGACCUGCUUGACCGCUGUAUAUUACAUUUGGCAAAUUCCAUCAGACUUGAUCGACGGUGACAGGUCCUUUGCGACCUUUUAUGUUUCUUCAAAAUGGGACCUCACAUCGGACAACGGUACAUUCAGCUCACCUGGUGGCCUGAAAAGCCAAGACUUCAUCAUACGGAAGCAGGCUGUGGCUGCACCUCUGCCAACCGACAUGUCGACCACCGUGGCGAGCAGCAGUACGAGCAAUGUAAGCCUGGCAUCGAGUGCUACGAGCACACCGGAAGAAGGCGACAUAUCCAGCCAAUCUUCGCCUGAUGCCGGCACUCUGAGCUUCGCUGGCCGUCUCGCUGUUGGAAUCGCGCUGCCCAUCCUCGCGUGCAUGCUCCUCUUUGUAGGCUGGUGGUUGUGGCGACGACGAGGACGAGAGGCAUCGCCCCCUACAAGCCACCCGAGCACAAGCGAGCAAACAAGAUUCGAGAAGGCUGAACUUGGCUCGCCAGCUGAGGAACAGCGACAAGAGCUGGACGGAAAGCAUCUUGUGGAGGUAGAGGGCCAUCACCACAGCCAUGGCAGUUCACCCUCUGCGACAGAUACGUACGAGCUAGACGCGUCGGAAGUCCCGCGCUCGCCGUCUGUCCCGAAGCCAGGCAACUCACGUUAGGGCUGCCGUUUCAAGGGCGAAGCGUGCAGAGAAAGUGACCGCUACGGAGGGUCUUUUAUCCUUCUCGGCACAUGUGUCGAAAACGGGGUUGCAAGAAACGGUUCGGAACUCAAUCGAAAGAUGCGAUAGUCCAGGAGAGGCACCGAAGCUAUUCCUCGCCUGGUCGCAUCAAGUAGCAGAUCGGAUUCCAGGGAGAUGGGCAUCUUGGGCGUUGGAAAGAGUCUCAAAGCGCAGGGAGAGACAAAACUGCACGUCCAACGAUGGGCGCGAGUCUGAAGAGACCCGUGUCCAGCUGGCGCGCUGGACUGGUCGCCGAUCGCUGGUCUUGCCUGUCGGGAGAAUUGUUCAAACCUUCGACUUCUGCAUCUGCUGAGAUUGAUCUGUUCCAUCCAAUGAGAGAUUCGAUUAUAUCCUCAAGAGAAGCCCCUCGCGGUCAUAGCC